Odobenus rosmarus divergens (Pacific walrus) is the source of this 2001-nucleotide messenger RNA. RefSeq names its product zinc finger protein 184-like. NCBI's taxonomy places the organism in Eukaryota, Metazoa, Chordata, Mammalia, Carnivora, Odobenidae. The coding region runs from base 1 to 2001 and encodes 666 amino acids. The record is from RefSeq and is a predicted model, not a curated record. The transcript is spliced from 8 exons.
AUGGAGAGCUCGCUGCAGGAGGGAGCACUGUGGGGCCGUCCUUCAGAAGAGCAGUCUCAGGAGCCCCUCACGAUACUGUCGGCCCUGAUCUCUUCUAAGGAACAAGAAUCUGUGACCUUCAAAGAUGUAGCCAUAGACUUAACCCAGGAGGAGUGGAUGCUGAUGGACAGGUCCCAGAGGAAGAUGUACAUUGAUGUGAUGCUGGAGAACAUCACUCAUCUGGUCUCCGUGGGGUGUCAGUUCUUCCAAUCAGAUGUGAUCUCCCAGUGGGAACAAGGAGGUGUGCUGUGGAGGGAGGACAGAGGACUUGCCCAAGGCUGGAGUCCAGUUAUUUCAGGCUUGGAAAACAGCCAUAAAAAGGAAGAAACAAUAUCUAUGCAAGAUAUCUUCAAGGAGGACCCAUCUAACUGCAACACAAUAAUAACUUCAGCAGAAGUGGGAAUGUUGUCGGAUGGCUUUGGAAGGUGUCUCUGUCUGAGAGGUGGUAUCCGUCCCCCUGUCAUCAUCAUCCCAGAUGUCACCAUCCCACUCACACCCAGCAGCAUCCAUAGCUACGUGCACUUUCUUAGCGUCCAUCCUCCCUCUCUUUUAUUUUUCCCUGGCGAACCGUAUGGCCAUUUUUUCUGCCCCAUGCUGAUAGGUGUGGACUUGCAGAAAUAUCACUCAGGAGAAGACCCGUUUGAACAUUUUGGGUAUGAUGAAGUUUUCACUCAAACCUACACAUUGACUCAACAUGUCUUAACUCACACUGGACAGAGACCCUAUAAAUGGAGUGAAUGUGGGAAACAUUUCAGUCAUAGAAGCGACCUUUAUAGACACCAGAAAACUUACAUGGAAGCAAAACCUUAUAAAUGUAAUCAAUGUGAGAAAUGCUUCCAUAAUAGAAGGAAGCUUUGCAUACACCAGAGAAUUCACACAGGAGAGAAACCCUAUAAAUGUGAUGAAUGUGGAAAAAACUUCAGUCGAAACUCCCACCUUCGUUCCCAUAAAAUAACUCACACAGGAGAGAAUCCAUUUGUUUGUAAUCAGUGUGGGAGUCACUUCAGGUAUUUUUCAUCUUUAACUAGACAUAAGCAUAUUCAUUCUGGACAGAAGCCUUAUGAAUGUCAUCUGUGUGGGAAAGCCUUUGUUCAAAGUUCUUAUCUUAAACAACAUGAGAGAACACACACUGGAGAGAAACCAUAUAAAUGUCUUCUAUGUGGAAAAGCCUUUGUUACAAGCUCUAAUCUUAGAGAACAUGAGAGAACGCACACUGGAGAGAAACCAUAUAAAUGUCAUCUAUGUGGAAAAGCCUUUGUUCAAAGCUCUUGUUUUAGACAACAUGAGAGAACGCACACUGGAGAGAAACCAUACAAAUGUCAUCUAUGUGGAAAAGCCUUUAUUACAAGCUCUUGUCUUAAAAAACAUGAGAGAACUCACACUGGAGAGAAACCAUAUAAAUGUCUUCUAUGUGGAAAAGCCUUUGUUACAACCUUUGUUACAAGCUCUAAUCUUAGAGAACACGAGAGAACUCACACUGGAGAGAAACCAUAUAAAUGUCCUCUAUGUGAAAAAGCCUUUGUUACAAGCUCUAAUCUUAGAGAACACGAGAGAACUCAUACUGGAGAGAAACCAUACAAAUGUCAUCUGUGUGGAAAAGCCUUUGUUACGAGCUCUUGUCUUCGAGAACAUGAGAGAACCCACACUGGAGAGAAACCAUAUAAAUGUCCUUUAUGUGGAAAGGGCUUUGUUACAAGCUCUUGUCUUAGAAAACACGAGAGAACCCACACUGGAGAGAAACCAUAUAAAUGUCCUCUGUGUGGAAAAGCCUUUGUUACAAGCUCUAAUCUUAGAGAACAUGAGAGAACUCAUACUGGAGAGAACCCAUAUAAAUGUCCUCUAUGUGGAAAAGCCUUUGUUGAAAGCUCUAAUCUUAAAGAACUUGAGAGAACUCAUACUGGAGAAAACCCGUAUAAAUGUCCUCUAUGUGGAAAAGCCUUUGUUACGAGCUCUUGCCUUUGA